UGAUUCUGAUUCUGAAACAUAAAACUUCAGUGAGGAACCUCUGAGAACCAGAAUCUUAUCAGACUUUCACAGGAACUGGAUCUCCUCAGAGUUUAGACUUUAUAGGAUCUCGUCUGAAGGACUGACUCUCAUCAGACCGGGUCAGGGUUCCUGUUGGUGGGCGUGUUCCUGUUGUUGAACCUGCUGAUCAGCCUGCUGAGCUCUGAUUGGUUAUCUCACUGUUUGAGCGUUUGAGCAGAAAAACAGGAAGACGAGUUAUUAUUCUGCUGAAGCCCCGCCCCCUCUGCCUCUGGGUGAGGGGUCACAUGGUUUUUAUGUAACAGGUCCAGACCCGUCCCUCUCCUGCAGAGUCCUGGAGUCUCUGGCAGAGGUAAGUCCGGUUCAGUCGUCCUGUGAGUGAAGUUUGGUUCAAAUGUUUGAAUGUUUUAGAGAUUUUAGAGUUUUUAGUCUUUUUAGAGUUUUUAGAGAUUUUAGAGAUUUUAGUCUUUUUAGAGUUUUUAGAGUUUUUAGAGUUUUUAAAGCUGCAGAAACAGAAAGUGCUGAGUCACUGAAGAGGAGUUAUUUAAUCUGGAUCAGAUUAUCUGGAAAAACAGAGUCCGAAAAAAACAAUGGAUUCAGACCCAUUAAACCUGAUCUGUUCUGGACUGAUCCGGUUCAGACUGAUCCGGUUCAGACUGAUCUGUUUGGACUGAUUCGUUUAGACUGGUCUGUUCUGGACUAGUCUGAAUUGGACUGAUCUGGUUCCGACUGAUCUGGUUUCGACUGAUCUGGUUCUGACUGAUCUGGUUCCGACUGAUUUGUUCUAUACUGAUCCGAUUUGGACUGAUCCAUGUUGGAUUGAUCGGUUUUAGACUGAUCUGAUUUGAAAAGGAUCUGGUUCAGACCAAUCCAGUUUUGACUGAUCUGGUUCAGACCGACCUGGUUCAGACUGACCUGGUUCAGACCGAUCCAGUUUUGACUGACCCGUUUUUGACUGAUCUGGUUCAGGGUUGGUCCUCAGCACUCCGGGGCGUUUUUUAAUCUCUCCGUGUGUCUCGGUCUUUUUACUCUAUCGGCGAUAAACCAGGCGUGGUCGUGUUCAAAGGUCAUCUCUGCGGCACGUUGAUCUCCUCUCCUUUCUUCUUUGUUGGUAUUGAGCAGGAAGACUGCAGAUUGACCUCCUGACUUCUCUUCUUCGUUGGUGCGGAGCAGUGACCUGCAGAAAUGAUGGGGCUGAUGGAGGACGAGGUGUUCCGGGCCUUCACCACCUACGCCAGCGUGGUGGCGGUGAAGAUGGUGCUGAUGUCUCCGCUGACUGCGUACUUCCGCUUCACCAGAGGAGUACGUGUUUUUGUUUCUGUCAGAGCAGCCGAGACGUUUUCUCCAGAGUUUCUUCUCUUCAGGGUUUACAGAUGUUCAUUUAAACCUGUCUGUGCGUCUGUGUCCGUCUGUGUGUCUUUCUUCUUCAGGCCUUUGCUAACGCGGAAGACGUGGCCCUUAAACCGCCAGAGGAGAGGAAGAAGCUGCUGAGGACCGAUCCUGACGUUGAGAGAGUAAGAAGGUGAGCUCGCCUGCAGACGUUAGGAUCCCUCACUUCACCUGUUGAAGAUACAGUCACCCCCAAUUUUCACCGCAUCCGAGACAGCGGCGAUUUUCACCGUCCGCCAAUUCCUACUGGAUCCGUUUGUGAGGCAAAUUUCGUGGCAGAUUACAAACAGCGGUAAUCGCGAGAACUCACAAGAACCCGCAGAUUCACGUUCGAAAUCUAACGAAAUCUACUUCUAGACUUCUAGAAUCAGCAUCUCCUCAUCCAUGGUGUCAUCGGGGUGAAAUGACGUCUGAAAACCUUUCACUUGUUCGUCGUUCGUAUUUUAUUUUGAAAAGAAGCAGGAUGUUUUAUUUUGUGUCUGUGCCCGACUUCCUUUCCAGCACGGGUUAAUCUGUGCUGAAUUUAUCCGCCAUGCUCCGGCGUCCAGAAAAAAUAGAACUCUUGUGAUCAGCUGAGGAGUCCGGCGAUCCGCAGAGGAACGGAAAGAAGUCGGUGUAAAUUGACACAUUAACUCAAACGGUUACGAUCAGCUACGAUCGGAGGAUACGACCUUUUAGGAGACGAUCAGGAUGCGAUAAAAAUUCAGGGUAAACAUCCGUUAACGUCGAAUCAAACUAAAACCUGAUCCCGUUUCUGAUUCUCUGCGUUCCCGUCCUCCAGGUGCCAUCAGAACGACCUUGAGAACGUGGUUCCCUUCCUGGCCCUGGGUCUGCUGUACUCCCUGAGCGGUCCUGAACUCUCCUGUGCUCUGCUGCACUUCAGGCUCUUCGUCGGCUCUCGGAUCUUCCACACCGUGUCCUACGUCUGCACCCUCCCCCAGCCGUGCAGAGCCCUGUCCUUCAUAGUGGGCCUGCUCACCAACCUGUCCAUGGCCUACAGGCUGCUCAGCAACGUCAUGGUCCUGUAGACCUGGACCUGCUCAGCUGAUCACAUUCCUACAGAUACUGAGCGUGCUCGAACCCUCAGUGUUGCAGCUGUUCUCGUUGUUGUCAUGGUACGAUUAAACAGGUUUAAUAAAGUUUUCUAUCAGCCGUG
Molecule: messenger RNA, 2563 nt
Organism: Xyrichtys novacula (pearly razorfish)
Lineage: Eukaryota; Metazoa; Chordata; Actinopteri; Labriformes; Labridae
Source: the annotation of a GenBank genome assembly